Messenger RNA from Antrostomus carolinensis (chuck-will's-widow), 1952 nucleotides. RefSeq names its product synaptotagmin like 5 (gene SYTL5). The annotation marks the transcript as partial. Gene Ontology annotation, cellular component: exocytic vesicle; plasma membrane. Gene Ontology annotation, molecular function: phospholipid binding; small GTPase binding; neurexin family protein binding. The transcript is spliced from 15 exons. The record is from RefSeq and is a predicted model, not a curated record. NCBI's taxonomy places the organism in Eukaryota, Metazoa, Chordata, Aves, Caprimulgiformes, Caprimulgidae. Gene Ontology annotation, biological process: intracellular protein transport; exocytosis.
AUGACGAAGCACUUGGAGAUCAUCAAUUUGUCAUUUUUGUUGGAACAUGAAAGGGAAACAAUAUUGGGAGUAUUGAAGAGAGAUGAGUAUCUGAAAAAAGUUGAAGAUAAAAGGAUAAGGAAAUUGAAAAAUGAGCUUCUGGAAGUAAGAAGGAAAGGUGGAAACCGUCACUGUCAGCAGGACAACAGCAGGGUCUGCAUUCGCUGUCAGAAAAGCCUGGGCUUAAUCUUUGACAGAGGAGACCUGUGCCAAACCUGCAAGCUUCGAGUCUGCAAUAAGUGUCGUGUCAUGGGAACGGAUGGGCAGUGGAAGUGCUCAGUCUGUGCCAAGAUUGCACAGCUACGGAUAGUGACAGGAGAAUGGUUUUUUGAAGAGAGAGCAAAGCGCUUCAAACAAUCAAAUCUUCUUGGAACCGAUGUUGUCAGACAGUCUAUCCUACGGAAAUUCCCAGAUACGGUUUCCAGUAAGGAUGAUGGAAGAACAUUUAAAGAUCGACCCCAAGAGAAUGAAGAAAAAAGACCAGAUGUAUCAGUCUCCUCCACAACUGGGCACAAAUCAGUCUUCAGUGGAACUAGAAAGAUAGGGAAAGUAAUUAGGGCAGUUACCAAAGGAGAAAUGACAAAUGCAAAAGAUGAAGGUGAAAGGAAUGCAGGCUCAGAAGCUGAAACCCAAAGUCUGCGCAGUGGCAAGUCAACACCUUGUUCUGAGAGAGGGAGCACUCUUUCACUGAACAGCAGCGAUGCAGAAGCUGCUACAGGAUAUCUGAAAGGGACCGUGAGUCCUGCAAACAGAAGCAAUGUUUCCACACCUUCCUUCCCGAGGUCUCCAGCGCUCAGCACGCGCAGCAUGACUGCAGGUUGUAGCAGGGAAACUGGUUUAGAAAAUGGCAUGAUUAUUCCAGUAAGUGAAAGUGUACCUGAAGAUUUAGUAAAGAAGCACUGUAGGAAAGCAUCAGGAACACCUUCCAUUGCUGUUUCUAGGGUAUCUUUGUCAUCAGAUCGUAGUCGAUCUGAGAUAGAUUUGAGUGAAUCUUUCUCUGAAGGAAACGAGGACACUCUGAGCAUAAGAAGCAAAUCUGUACCUAGUGCCUUAGAUCAGGAACUGGAUUAUCUGGAUGAAACAGAAGAAGAUAUUGAUGACAUAGUGGCCUCUCGUUAUUCAAGGAAACAUGGACAUUUGAGAAGUGGAUUAUCAACAAACUCACCAGAAGGCUCUGACAGAAAAUGGACGUAUUUAAAUGUGCCUGAAACAGAUGGUGAUACUACUAGCAUUAACAGCAUGCUGAGUGUAUAUAGUGAGACUGGUGACUAUGGCAACGUGAAGGUCAGUGGUGAAAUCCUUCUCAACAUCAACUACAGCUACAAAACAGGUGCCCUCAACAUCCUGGUGAAAAGUUGCAGAAACCUGGCCGUUGCGGAUGAGAAGAAGCAAAGGACUGAUCCAUAUGUUAAAGCAUACCUUCUGCCUGAUAAGUCCCGCCAAAGUAAACGCAAGACCAAAAUUAAAAGUAACAGCACCAAUCCAGAAUUUAAUGAAAUGCUGAAGUAUGUCAUCAGUCACACACAGCUGGAAACCAGGACCCUGCAGCUUUCUGUCUGGCACUAUGACAGAUUUGGACGCAACAGCUUCCUUGGGGAGGUGGAAAUUCCAUUUGAUUCCUGGAACUUUGAAAAUCAGAACGAUGAGUGGUUUGUGCUCCAGCCCAAGGUGGAGGUUGUGACAGAUGUUGGGCUUCAAUAUAAAGGAGAACUGACAGUUGUUUUACGUUAUAUUCCCCCAGACAGAAACCUAAUGCUUCCUCUAGGGCAGUUUCAAGGAAAGAAGAGCUUUAAAAAAGGGAAAAAGGGAGACUCUCACAUGCCAUCUGGAGGUAUAUUAGAAGUCCUCAUCAAAGAAGCAAAGAAUUUAACAGCAGUGAAAUCAGGAGGCACAUCUGACACUUUCGUGAAAGG